AUGUCUGUAGAGGACGUGUGGUUUGACAGAUCAUCAGCAUUGUAUCAAGUAGCAAAUCAGCAAGGGUUCCUGCCUCCUAGAACAGUGCCUGUGUACAGCAACCUCAGUAUCAGAUUCCUGUGUUCCGAUACCUUGGAGAUUUUAAGAACUUGUGGACAAAUCCUUGUUCCACCCAGUUUUGGAGAUAUUUUCAACACUUUAUGUCAGUGGAUUGAACCAUUUGUUUCUCAUUCUAAAAGAAUAAAUGAUAUUGAGCUGAGUCCAAUCUUUCUCCUUUCGGGGAAUAAUGGCACGGGGAAGUCACUGCUACUGCAGACUCUCAGCCAAUACCAUGGGCUGCACUACUGGAGAGUGGAUUGUGUUAAUGUGGGUGGAGCAGCGCCAGGACAGUCCGAGGCCAAAGUUAAAGCGAUUUUCAGUCAGCUAAAAGGCCUUGCACCUUGUCUCUUACACCUCGCCAACAUCGAGGAUUUAUGCCAAGAUGCAGACUCCAAAGAAGACGUCCGUGUACUGAACUGUUUCAAGCAGCAAGUUCGGCUCUUGAAGUCAAAAUGGCCUCUUGUGAUAAUAGCUACAACUCAAUAUAUCGAGCGUAUCAACUCCAGCAUUAACCAGUUAUUUCUGGAAACGGCCACUUUGAAAGUUCCCAACUGUGAGCAAAGAGAAGAUAUAAUUCAGUACUUUUUUUAUUGCAACGGUAAACAAGUUGAUACUAAAGUCUUGCAAAUGGUGGCUUCUCAGACGUCAGGUUUUGCAUUUAGAGAUCUCCAAGUGCUAGUUGCUCUUGCUUUCAAAGAGAAAUUCAAGAGGACUAAGGAAGGGAAUGAAGAAAAUGACUUCAUAUUUUCUGAUUUCUCCAAAACUAUAAGUCUCAUGCACAAGGCAUAUUCCGAGUCAAUUGGCACGCCAAAAGUUCCUUCUGUGUCAUGGAAAGAUGUUGGAGGCUUAGAACAUUUGAAGAAGGAAAUAUUACGUUCCCUGAAGAGCAACAUGUUUAAUUCAGGAUUAAAAAGAUCAG
Homalodisca vitripennis (glassy-winged sharpshooter) is the source of this 1018-nucleotide messenger RNA. Its product is annotated as peroxisome assembly factor 2-like. Gene Ontology annotation, biological process: protein import into peroxisome matrix. Gene Ontology annotation, cellular component: peroxisomal membrane; cytosol. The transcript is spliced from 5 exons. The annotation marks the transcript as partial. The record is from RefSeq and is a predicted model, not a curated record. Gene Ontology annotation, molecular function: ATP binding; ATP hydrolysis activity. Lineage: Eukaryota; Metazoa; Arthropoda; Insecta; Hemiptera; Cicadellidae.